This is a messenger RNA of Pyricularia grisea, 3136 nucleotides long. RefSeq lists its product as uncharacterized. NCBI's taxonomy places the organism in Eukaryota, Fungi, Ascomycota, Sordariomycetes, Magnaporthales, Pyriculariaceae. The record is from RefSeq and is a predicted model, not a curated record. The transcript is spliced from 4 exons. Gene Ontology annotation, biological process: activation of GTPase activity. Gene Ontology annotation, molecular function: GTPase activator activity. Bases 285 to 2786 code for a protein of 833 amino acids.
CCACCAUUACCCAUCCCCGCAAACAUAAACGAGACCCAACUCUCAGACACGUCCGAUGACGCUCCAUCCAUCCUAUCGCGACAGUCACAUGGGGUGUUGGCAUCAUGCCCUUUUGAUUCCCUGAUCCUAGACUACCUUGCCGCGGAACGAAAUUUGUCUCGCGCAUGUCAACCUCAUCACGUAGCACGUAAUCGAAACGGAGGCUACCAUAAUCUUGCUGUUACCUCAUUCUCCUCCCGUUAACUAACGGCCGUCGCCGCGCCUCAUUCGGCCGUUUUUCGACCAUGACCUCCAACAGUCACCCAUCCAACAACAACCCGGCGCAAAGACCGGCAUCUCCGGCCGGUAGCUACUACGCCAUGAGCGACGACGAGGAAGGAGACUACAACACCAUUACCCAUGCCGAGUCCGGUAAGGGGGUGAAGCUGUUGUACUCCAAAAGCAAGGUCUACAUCCACCCAACGCCCUCUUCGAAAGACAACAUUCCUGGUUUCAUCGCUUUGUUACAGCAAAAGCCACCACGCAACGAUACCCGACCAACCUCAUCUUCAUCAUCCAAGAACAACCCUGCAUCCUCUGAUCUGCUCCUCGCAUGGCUUCCAGAGUCCUCGCUCGGCGACUCGGCCAGCAUCUACGUCAAGGUUGACCUUUGUGAGGGAGACUCUCCUCCGAAGCAGUCCUAUCUCGUACCUCCACCUCCAACAGUAACGACACAUAGCGGCUCGAUAGAUCAUUAUGCGUUUGCCGUCCCUGUCUCGGCUAUUUACAGCCUUCUAGUGCGCCCGCCCAGUCUGGGCUGGUGGUUUGGUUCCGUCAUCAUCAACACGCGAGCUGGUGACUCCUUCCCGGCUCUUUUCUUCCACGAUAGCGAGUGCCAGUCAACUAUGCUUCGCAAGAAGAAGAUAACUCGUGACAGCUUCGAUCCUUUUGGUGAGGGUGGGCAGAUGUUCUGGGGUGGAGAUGAAGUGUUACGAUGGCUCCGUCGCUACGUCAAGGUUGAGCGCAGCGGAGCCGAACCGAAUAUCUAUCUAGUAGAGCCCAGCAAGGAGGAUAGCGAAGCAUUUGGUGGAAACUUGACCAGCAGCUCUCCCAGUCAGAUUGGAAAACGGGAUAGCGCCAGGGGUAUUGGAUCCCCAGCUGCUGCAGGUACCUCAACAUCUGCAGAUGCUGGCAUGGACCCCUUUAUGAAGUUUGUCAAGGAGACUGGCUGGAACAUCAUGGAAAAAUUCUCCAAGGUGACAACUAUGACCCGUCAAGCAGCCCAGGACCUGAUUGAAAAUCCCAGCAUGCCACCACAAGUUCGGCGUCUGAUGCGCAACCCCGAAGUUCAGACAAUCCAGGAUGAGUUCGACAGCGCGCGUAUCUACCUUGCGCGGUGGGCAAUGGGUAUUGCCGAACAGAGCGAGCGUGACCGCCGCCAGCGCAUAUGGACGGCACGAGAUGUCAUGGAACUGGAGGAUACCGAUGUUGGCGAGUUCGAGCUGCUGGAGGGUGCUACUGGUGCCAUGUCGCUCGAGGAGCAACGGAAACCUGUCACCAUGAGCGAAUGGAAAGGCUUUUUUGACGCGCGCACCGGACGACUCACAUACACUAUCGACGAGGUCAAAGAGAGAAUAUUUCACGGCGGCUUGGACCCGGACGAUGGCGUGCGUAAAGAAGCGUGGCUCUUUCUUCUUGGAGUUUAUGACUGGUACAGCACUGCAGAUGAACGAAAAGCGCAGGUUGCAUCGUUGCGGGAUGGAUAUGUGAAGCUCAAAGGUGCUUGGUGGGAGCGACUUGUUGAUUUGGGAGGUAAGGGGGAGGCUGGUGAAUGGUGGAGGGAGCAAAGAGGACGUAUAGAGAAGGAUGUUCACCGCACAGAUCGGACGGUGCCCAUCUUUGCUGGGGAGAACAUACCUCAUCCUGAUCCCGAUUCGCCUUUUGCAUCUUCAGGGACCAACGUUCAUAUGGAACAGUUGAAGGACCUCCUCCUCACGUACAAUGAGUACAACCAAGAGUUGGGAUACGUCCAAGGAAUGUCGGAUCUCCUAGCUCCGAUAUACGCGGUGGUACAAGAUGAUGCCAUUGCCUUUUGGUGCUUCCAGCGCUUUAUGGAUCGCAUGGAGCGUAACUUUCUUCGAGACCAAUCCGGCAUGCGUGCGCAAUUACUGGCGCUUGACCACUUAGUCCAAUUCAUGGACCCCAAGCUCUAUGCGCACCUCCAGUCAGCCGACAGCACCAACUUCUUUUUCUUUUUCAGGAUGUUGUUGGUUUGGUACAAGCGCGAGUUUGAGUGGCUAGACGUCCUUCAUCUGUGGGAGGUUUUAUGGACCGACUACCUGACUAGCAGCUUCCACCUAUUCUUCGCACUGGCAAUUUUGGAAAAGCAUCGAGAUGUGAUUAUGACACACCUUAAACAUUUUGACGAGGUGUUGAAAUACGUCAACGAGCUCUCCUGCACUAUGGACCUCGAGUCUACUCUAAUCCGAGCAGAGGCUCUGUUCCGUCGCUUCCAACGACUAGUUGAGGCUAUUGACAAGAAGAAGAAUUUUCCAUCGCCAAGAACUGUGCGUUCAUCAAGCAGCGCAACUUCGUCUUCGACCAAUGGAGGAGCCCAGGCCGGUGAGGGACGUAGUACCGGUCCUGACUCUCCAUCCCAGAACAAGGGCAAGUCGCCAGAUCAGCAAGAAGAUGUUGUAAAGGUCAUUACCCCUGAACUCAGGGGUCUCUUGAGCCGUGAGGUUGCGGUUCUCCCUAGAAAUGAGGUCGCACAGAAGGGAGAAGGAUGGGCUACUGUGACAAAAUAGAUGCAUUUCCUUUGCUUUGGUUUUUUUUGGCAUAAGCACACUGUACCGUUGGCCAAGAGUCUUUCUAUUUUCUACGGUGUAUUGAAGUUGGACGAAAGAGUGUAAUGGGACUGUUGGCGCAUGUAUUAUCACGAAUCACGGCGUUUUAUUCCUGAAGCGGUUGACUUGGAAAUCAAUUGGGGUUUGCGUUAUGGCUAUUGGAAAUCAUGUCUUUCUCAAUCAUAUCCACCUUACUUUAAGAUAGAGAGAAAGAUAAAACAGAGACAAAGCGAUUUGGUCUAUGCUGGAUGAGGGAAAAGAAAACAGUAUAGAAAGCUUACUGUAGCCGGAAACUGCAAAUUAACCUUUUC